AUGGAUUCUUCUUUUUUUCUUCACGGUUUCUGUGCUGCAAUAGGCUUCUUCAUGCUUAUGGGUAUACCAUUUUUCAUGGUUUAUAGAAAAUUCAGAUAUUUUCAAGGAAACAAAGAUUUGGAUUCGUCUUCUUCAUCACCUCCACCUUCUUUAUCUUCUUCAUCUCCUCCAUCUUCUUUAUCUUCUUCAUCUCACCCAUCUUCUUGGUCUCCUCCAUCGUCUUUGUCUUGCAAAUGCACAUAUGAUGUCUUUUCAAGCUUCCGCGGUGAAGAUGUACGCAGAAACUUUCUCAGUCACUUUCAAAAGGAAUUUUGGAGAAAGGGAAUCACUCCAUUCAUUGAUAAUGAGAUCAAGAGAGGAGAAUCCAUUGGUCCUGAACUAAUACGGGCAAUUAGAAGAUCUAAGAUUGCAAUCGUACUGCUCUCAAGGAACUAUGCUUCUUCAAAGUGGUGUCUUGACGAAUUGGUGGAAAUUAUGAAUUGCAAGAAGGAGUUGGGUCAAAUAGUGUUUGCCAUUUUCUAUGAAGUUGAUCCAUCCCAUGUAAAAAAGCUUAGCGGAGAAUUUGGAGCUGUCUUUGAGAAAACCUGUGCUAGUAAAACAAAGGAAGAGAUCGGGAGAUGGAGACAAGCUGUUGCGGAAGUGGCCACAAUAGCUGGUUACGACUUAAGAAACUGGGAUAAUGACGCAGUCAUGAUUGAAAAUAUUGUCACCGAAAUUUUUAAAAGGUUGAUGAAUUCCACGCCAUCAAGUGAUUUCGAAGGUUUAAUUGGGAUGGGAGCUCAUAUCGAAAAGAUGAAAGAGUUGCUUUGCUUAGAUGAAAGGAGGACCAUUGGGAUUUUGGGUCCUUCUGGAAUUGGUAAGACUACCAUUGCUAGAAUUCUACAUAAUCAAAUCUCCUAUGGUUUUGAACUGAGUAUAUUCAUGAAAUUCAAACCAAGUUAUGCAAGACCAACUUCUUCUGAUGACCACGAUGUGAAGUUGCUGUUAGAGCAACAGUUUUUAUCUCAAUUACUCAACCAAGAGGAUUUCAAGAUUCCUCAUUUAGGAGCAGCACAAAAUUUCUUGAAGAACAAAAAAGUGCUUCUUGUUCUUGAUGGGGUCGAUCAAUUAGUACAAUUACGUGCCAUUCCUAAAGCUCGUCCUGGAACUCGAACUAUUAUCACAACACAAAAUAAAAAGCUAUUGAAGGCAUCUGAGAUCAAACAUAUCUACAAAGUCAAUUUUCCACCAUUUGAUGAGGCUUUUCGAAUCUUGUGCAUGAAUGCGUUUGGUCAGAAUCUCCCCUAUGAUGGUUUCAAGGAUCUUGCCACAGAAGUUACAAUACUUGCUGGUAAGCUCCCUUUGGCAUUAAGAGUUAUGGGUUCUCAUUUCCAGGGAAUGUCCAAGCAAGAGUGGAAAAGAGAACUACCAAGGUUAAGGAUUCGCCUUGAUGGAGAAAUUAGGAGCAUUUUAAAGUUCAGUUAUGAUGCCUUAGACGAAGAAGACAAAGACUUAUUUCUCCAUAUAGCCUGUUUUUUCAACGACGAAGGCAUUAAUCAUCUCUUUGAAGAUACUCUUCGACACAAAUUCUCAGAUGUGUGGCAAGGAAUUAGGGUCUUAGUUCAGAGAUCUCUCAUAUCCAACCAUAAACAUUUCCCAAUGCAUAAUCUACUAAUCCAACUUGGUAGAGAAAUCGUUCGUAACCAAUCCAUUUAUGAGCCUGGGAAACGUCAGUUUUUAGUUGAUGCUAAGGAUAUUUGUGAAGUACUCACUGAUAAUACAGGCAGUAGGAGCGUUAUAGGCAUAAAAUUUGACUUUUCUACUAUCAAGAACGACCAGAAUAUAAGUGAGAGAGCAUUUGAAGAAAUGCCUAGUCUUCAGUUUUUAAGCUUCCACUGUGGUUACGGUAAUGAUCGCAAAAUAUUGCACUUACCACAAGGUCUAAACUACCCUCCAAAGCUUAGAAUCUUACGUAGGGAUAAUUAUCCAAUGACAUAUUUUUCAAGUCCGAUUAAUCCGGAGUUCCUGGUGACAAUAAAAUUGUAUUAUAGCAAGCUUGAAAAAUUGUGGGAAGGAAUUCAACCGCUCAGAUAUCUUAAGUUGAUGACUUUACACUAUUCUGCUGGCCUAAAGAGGAUUCCCGAUCUCUCAACUGCUACUAAUCUCUAUGAUUUAAAUCUCAACGGUUGUUCUAGUCUGGUGGAACUCCCCUCCUCAAUUGGAGAUGCUAAUAAUCUCACUUACCUGGAUCUCAGUGGAUGUUCAAGAUUGAUAAAGCUCCCUUCUUCUAUUUGGAAUGCCAUUAAUCUCCAAAAAUUGAAUCUUGAAGGAUGUUCAAGUUUGUUGGAGCUCCCCUCCUCUAUUGGAGAUGCCAUUAAUCUCCUAGAAUUGAAUCUUGAAGGUUGUUCUAGUCUGGUGGAGCUCCCCUUUUUCAUUGGCAAUGCCACUAAUCUUCAAAUACUGAAUCUUCAGAAAUGUUCAAGUCUGAUGAAGCUCCCUUCCUCUUUGGGUAAAGCCACAAAUCUCAAAAGAUUGUAUCUUCGCAAAUGUUCAAGACUAGUUAAGCUCCCUUCUUCUAUUGGAAAUGCUUCUAGUCUCCAAAAACUGAAUCUCAAUGGAUGCAAAAGUCUUGUAGAGCUCCCAAACUCUAUUGGGAAACUCACUAAUCUUUAUGACUUAGAUAUUCGUGGAUGUUCAAGUCUGUUGGAGCUUACGUCAUCGAUUGGGAAUAUCAUCAGUCUCCAGAAUUUGAAUCUCAGUGAAUGUUCAAAUCUAGUAGAGCUACCCUCUUCUAUUGGAAAAGCCAUUAAUCUCCAAUAUUUGAAUCUCAGGGGAUGCUCAAGAUUUGUGGAGAUCCCCUCGUCUAUCAGAAACCUCCAUAUGUUAUCGGGUUUGAGUUUGCAAAGAUGCUCAAGGCUAAAGAUUCUUCCAACCAACAUGAACCUGGAACUUCUAAAAUUCACUGAUGUUACUGGUUGCUCGAAGUUGAUUAGUUUUCCUGAGAUUUCUACAAACAUUAGAUGGCUUAUGCUCCGUGGAACUUUGAUAAAGGAAAUUCCUUUAUCGAUUAAGUCAUGGUCUCGACUUCAAGACUUGCAUAUAACAUAUUGCAAGAACCUUGAAAAAUUUCCGCAUGCGCUUGACGUCAUCACAGAGCUCGAGUUGAAUGAUCUAGAAAUAGAAGAAGUUCCUCCAUGGGUAAACGUAAUCUCUCGAUUAUGUCGGCUUGUACUCAACAAAUGCAGGAAACUUGUAUCACUCCCACAGCUUCCGGGCUCCCUAAUAUCUUUAGAUGCAGAAAAUUGUGAGUCUCUGGAGAGACUUGCUUGUACCUUCCCGAAUCCCCAUAUUCGUCUUAACUUUGUUAACUGCUGGGAACUGAAUGAAACAGCGAGAGACAUCAGCAUCCAGACAACGACUAGUGAAUAUGCAAUCUUACCAGGUAAAGAAGUGCCUGCGUUCUUCACUUACCGAGCUACUACUAAAGGUUCUCUAACAGUGAAGUUAGAUCAGAGGCGUUAUCCUACAUCGUUGAGAUUUAAGGCUUGCAUCUUGCUGGUUAAUAAGGGUGACGAAGGAGCUUGUGAAGAAGUUGAAUCAAAGGUCUUUGUAUCUUCCACCAUCAAGGACAAACAGACUGGUCUCAAUGUUGUUACGCAAAGACUAGGAAGCCAUCAUAUACAUCCAGUUUUAACAGAGCAUCUGUACAUAUUUGAAGAUCAAGUAGAAAACGUGGAAACCAGCGAGCUUUUCUUUGAGUUCAAAGCCCACAGCGACGUAUGGGAGAUAAGUGAAUGCGGGAUAUGCGAACUCUUGGAGGACCAUCAUGUCGACAGUUCUAUAAUGGCAUGA
Eutrema salsugineum is the source of this 3831-nucleotide messenger RNA. RefSeq names its product disease resistance protein TAO1. Lineage: Eukaryota; Viridiplantae; Streptophyta; Magnoliopsida; Brassicales; Brassicaceae. Gene Ontology annotation, molecular function: protein binding; ADP binding; ATP hydrolysis activity. Gene Ontology annotation, biological process: defense response; signal transduction. The record is from RefSeq and is a predicted model, not a curated record.